UGUCAAAUUUCUUCCUCUUUGUUCCUCUCCCUUGCGGUGUGAACGUGUACAAAUUCCAGGAUAAAGAUGCCUACCGACGCAGCCGGUUUUAUUAAGGAUUUUCUCGCUGGAGGUAUCUCUGCCGCAGUAGCGAAGACUGCAGUAGCCCCAAUUGAAAGAGUAAAAUUACUGUUGCAAGUGCAGGCCGCUAGCAAACAGAUAUCCGCCGAAAAUGCGUACAAAGGUAUGGUCGAUUGCUUCAUUCGUAUUCCAAAGGAACAGGGUGUUCUGAGUUAUUGGCGUGGUAACUUGGCCAACGUAAUUAGAUACUUCCCUACACAAGCUUUAAAUUUCGCCUUUAAGGAUGUUUACAAACAAGUUUUCUUGGGAGGCGUUGAUAAAAAGACACAAUUUUGGAGAUAUUUUGCGGGAAAUUUAGCGUCGGGAGGCGCAGCUGGAGCCACAUCACUCUGCUUUGUAUAUCCUCUUGAUUAUGCAAGAACACGUUUGGGGGCCGAUGUAGGGAAGAGCGCUGCCGAAAGGCAGUAUAAGGGACUUGUAGACUGUAUCGCAAAAACAGUCAAAUCUGACGGACCCAUUGGAUUGUACAGAGGAUUUGUAGUAUCCGUGCAGGGUAUUAUUAUCUACCGUGCAGCUUACUUCGGCUGCUUCGAUACAGCAAAGGGAAUGUUACCUGACCCUAAGAACACGCCAUUCAUAAUUUCGUUCCUCAUUGCUCAGACCGUCACAACCUUUUCCGGAAUUGUAUCUUAUCCAUUCGAUACUGUCAGGAGGCGUAUGAUGAUGCAGUCAGGACGCGCAAAGGGUGACAUUAUGUACAAGAACACCUUGGACUGUUGGGUUAAAAUUUCCAAAUCUGAGGGACCUUCGGCCUUCUUCAAAGGCGCCUUCUCUAACGUCCUUCGUGGUACUGGUGCUGCACUUGUAUUAGUAUUCUACGACGAAGUAAAAGCUCUCCUAUAAAAUUAGCUCAAAUUCAACAUCUAGUUAAGAAAUAUCUUCUUAAUUUAUUUUUAUACAGUUUCGUCAUUCCAUUGUUAAAUGUGUACAGUUUGGAAGAAAAGCAUUUGUAACUCACUAAUUUACAUUCCUUCUGAUCGGUAUUUUCAUGUAUUAUUAUCAAGGCUGUUAAUAAACGAGGACAUGUAUUUUUUAACAA
Molecule: messenger RNA, 1159 nt
Organism: Anoplophora glabripennis (Asian longhorned beetle)
Lineage: Eukaryota; Metazoa; Arthropoda; Insecta; Coleoptera; Cerambycidae
Product: ADP,ATP carrier protein 1
Exons: 4
Coding region: 67-963 (298 amino acids)
Biological process (GO): mitochondrial ADP transmembrane transport; mitochondrial ATP transmembrane transport
Cellular component (GO): mitochondrial inner membrane
Molecular function (GO): ATP:ADP antiporter activity
Source: RefSeq, a predicted model, not a curated record